ACAAUUGGUCUAUUCUUGACAGAACAAUAAAGAUGAAAUCUCAGAGACAUGCCCGUUAUUUGUCCAUUGAUCUCGAAGAUGAUGUUACCCUGGUUUUCCGUAAGCCUAGUUGGCAGCUCAGAGCCUGCCUUGCCUCUGUGUUGAUCACCCCUGUCCUCUACCGACUCUACCUCAUUAUGGUCACUAUCGGAUAUGUACUCUUCUCAAACAAAUCUUACCAAACAUUUUCCUCUCCCCUACGUAUUGCUUGCCCCGUGGUUGACUUGAGUUGGACCAGAGUGUUUCCUUGUGAGCUGAGAUGGAGGGGGAGUGCACUGGCUGUUCUCAUUCUGUCAGCUGUGCUUAUCGCCUGUUACUCACUCAUCACUACCUGCUUGGUGAGAUGGAACCCUCGAAAACAAUGGAAUGUUCACUUUUGCACCACAUCAGACAAGCCGACCAAGUUCCAAGUGAGAGUUCAGAGCACUAAUCGACUAAUGUUGCUGUUACUGAUAUUCUUCUUACUGUUACAGUCAGGAGAUGUUGAAGUAAAUCCUGGACCAACGCUUGGCUCCAUUCUGACUCUCAAUGAUCUGUCGUCUGUUUACGGGAAACUGAUUAAAGCUGCUGGAGACUGGCUCAACCUGGGACUUGUCCUGGGAGUGAGCUUUGACACCCUCGAUAAUAUCAGGGAUAAAUAUAGAGACAAUCAAAACUGUCUACGGGAAAUGCUAGCUGCUCGCUUGAAAACUGCCAAUUUUACCUAUUCUGAAGUAUGUCAGAGUCUCAGAGCACCAACAGUUGAACGGAAUGAUGUUGCUCUGGCUAUAGAGAAGGGAUGUACAGCUUCUAGUGGCUAUCCUGGAUUGUCGUACAGUUCCCAACCACAACAAGUUGACUAUUUGGAGAGUGCAGCUACUCCCUGCCUGACCUACGGCACCAGUUCCUGUGCUCCUAACCCCAACUCCCUCCUUGUUCCUACAGUACCUCAGCAAGGUCAUGAUCAGGAAGUGUCUCCACCUGCAAAAUCUCCAGCAAUACCCGGUCAUUAUCAUAGACAGAAAGUUAAUCGUUUCUUUCAAGUGAACAACAUCAAUCCCCAGUAUACAUUUGACAGUGAAACUGUUCCCACCACUCAGCACCGCUGCAUUGUAUCCUACACAAUACAAGGAGAAUCCAGAGAAGUCGAUAGCGUACGUUACUACUUGAGUAAAGGAGAUGCUAAAGAGCAAGUUGCUAAGCUGGUACUCGAGAGAGAAAAACCUUCUCAAAUCGUCAGUAAAGGAAUCGCCCCACCUUCUAACAAGGUGUGGAAGUCUAAACUGAAGGAAUAUUGUGACAAGAACAAAACUGUCGUCGCAAUGAUGCCUUCCUACCGCACAGUUUCCAGUGGAAUUGGGUUCAAAUCAACUGUCACAUUUCUUGGACGUGAUAUUGAAGGGGAGGAAUGCAAAAGCAAGCAGGAAGCCGAACAAAGUGCAGCUCGCAAUGCAUUACAGAGUGUUCAGCUCAACUGAGUGCAUAUCAUGGACUGUAGAAUUUUUUUUCCAUUUCAUCAUUGUAUACGUGUACAUAAUUAUUUAUAGCCUGAGGCACAAAGCUUACGCAGGGAUAUAUACAAAAGAAAUUUUAUGAAA
Messenger RNA from Halichondria panicea, 1616 nucleotides. RefSeq lists its product as uncharacterized. The transcript is spliced from 6 exons. Bases 33 to 1496 code for a protein of 487 amino acids. The record is from RefSeq and is a predicted model, not a curated record. NCBI's taxonomy places the organism in Eukaryota, Metazoa, Porifera, Demospongiae, Suberitida, Halichondriidae.